UUCAUAUCAAGCAUGCAUUUACUUUAAAGGCUGCUCUGACAGCAUCGCGUCUCUGUCCAAGCGUGUUAACCAAGUGGAUUUACAAAGAUAGUUUUUAAUUUUUUUAUUGCAUUUUCAUGUUUAAAACACAUCUUACAUAGCCUAUUCAAUUAUUUGGAUUCCAUAUCUGAAUAUAUAUUGCCAGUCAAUUUAUCUUUAUUAUGCGUGUUUACCAGGGUACUCAACUAUUUGUGAUUUCCUCUGGGCAACUCACGUGUUACAAAUGGGCGGAUUCGAUACAAACGACUGCAACGUUUGUUAGAAAUGUCAAAUUUAGCGUUUGGAUAGAAACCUCAAAGGAAGAGGUGUUGAAGACGGAUGUAACCCAAUGACCAAUGUCGCGAGUGGUAACGAACGGUUUGCCCAGUCAUUUGUGAUUUGACAAAUGUUUCUCCCAACAUUGUGACAGGCUAGUUGUAUUUUCUUUCCUUGAGACGUGCUUUGGAUUCCUCUACUACCUUCAACGAUUUGGACCAGUAGCCUAAUUACCGGGCAGAAACCACGGGGACAUGGGGACUCAGGGCACAGGACGUAAAAGAAAUCCCAUUAAGGACAGGUCGACGGCCGAGGAUGAUACCCUUAAUCUCAUUGCAAGAGAGGCAGAGGCCAUGCUUGCUCUGAAGAGGGCGGCCAGGGCAGAGGCCAGAGAAAUCCGUAUUAAGGAGCUGGAGAGACAACAGGAGGAGAUCUCAGAUGAUGAUGAGCAGAUGUCGGUGGGCAGCCGAGGCAGUGUGAGGGUGGAGGACAGAGAUUUCCUGGAAAAGGGAUCUCAAUCUGCUUCCACCCUAACGGCAGCUACCCUCGCUUCACUCAGCGGGUCUUCCUCCCGGAGAGGAAGUGGCGAAUUGUCGAUGACUGGCGACACAGACACCUCCAUACUAGAGAUCAAGGAUUCCCUUGUGGAGGUGGAGGAAAAGUACCGCAAGGCCAUGGUGUCCAACGCCCAGCUGGACAAUGAGAAGAACAACCUGAUGUACCAGGUAGAUAGGCUGAAGGACUCGCUCAUGGAGCUGGAAGAGCUGCUGGCCGAGUCACGCCGCGAGUAUGAUGCAAAGACCAAGGACUUUGAGUGUGAGAAACAUGCCUACGGCGUGCUCCAGUUCCAGUUCAACGUGAUGAAAGAAACGCUAAAACAGAGCGAGGAGUUACUAACGGAGAUCUGUCAGUUGCGUCUCAAGCAGGACAGCUUUGUUAGGGAAAUAUCUGACCUGCAGGAAACAGUAGAGUGGAAGGAUGAAAAGAUUGAGGCCUUAGAGCAACAAAAGGAGUAUUUGGACGCCGUCAAAAAUGAGCGAGAUGAGCUCAGGGAUGAGCUGGUCCAGCUGAAAGAUAUUCUGAAGAAACAUGGAAUUGUCCUCGGACCUGACCUGACCACCAAUAGGGAAAACGUGGAGAUGGUAACUGAAAGGUCAGCUAGUAGAGAUCCAGCUUAUCAAUUGGCUCAGGACUCCAAGACGUCACCCACGGAAGGGGGGAACAUCAUGCUCGGCAGAGCUCAGGAUAUGGAAUUGGGAAGUAGAGGAGAUAAGAUGGUGGAUCCAGGAAGGUCCAGGCAGCAAGUGGAAACGCAUGAGGCGGUUCAAGAGAACCAUCUGACCUCGCCCACUCCCUGUAGCCUCGCUGGUGUUUCUGAAACCAAAAUUUCUAUGGAGGCUCGUCCAUGCUCGCCCAAAUUGGGGGAUGAGGUUGAGAUUGAAUGCAGUAAUGUCAACAAAGACUCUGACAAUGGCAUACUGGUAGUAGAGGUCAAGCAUGGACCGGUUUGCGAUUCUGAGGUAAUUGUUCCUGAGGAAGAGCUUACAGAAGAGGGGGAGGAAUACAAACCAGCAGGCAUGGAGGGGACAGUGCAAGGGAGAGUAGAGGCCACAAACAAAUGGGAAAUGGGAAUAAAAGAUUACAAGGCAUAUGAUAUGGAGGCCAAAGUCACCAAGAGUAGUGAUCACACAAAAGAGCCUACCUCAGAAUAUGGUGCAUUAGCUGAACAAGAUAAUAUAGCAUUGAGGAAAGCGGUUGUGAAAAGUAUAGACUCAUGUCCUCACCCUAGGGAAACCAUUGAGGACACCAUACAAAAUGGCACACAGAUUAGCCCAGGGACUGACCAUGAUAUUAGUAAGAGCGCAAUAAAAUCAGAAUGUAAGCCUCAACCUAAGCUUCAGAAAACAAAGGCAGAAGCGUUAUCAGAGACAACUGACACUCAGCCACAGGCCCAAGGAGGCAAGAAGAAGAAGAAGAAGAAAGGCAAGAAGGGAGAGAGUCAAGGUGAUGAAAAGCAGGAAGACUAUAAGAAGAGCACAACAGAAAAGGGUGUAGUCUCCAUGAAAAAUAGCACACAGAUUCCCCAAAGGACAAACCUUGAUACUACUAAGAGCCCAGUCGAAUCAAAGGCUGAAGUGUUGCCAGAGGCCACUGAUAUGCAGCCACAGGCCCAAGGAGGCAAAAAGAGGAAGAAAGGCAAGAAGGGAGACGAUAACAAGAGGAGCAAAACAGAAAAGGAUGUGGACUCAGUCUCAACAGAUAAGGAGCCAGUAGUGGAGGAAGUUAUCACAAUAGAGACACAGGAGCUUCUAGAGGAAGGGACCGGUAGUUUACCAAAUCGAGAACUCCAAAGCCCUAAAGAAAAAGCACAAACCAUAGCUGAGGGAGGGAACCUGAAGGAAGAAGAACAACAACUAGCAGAGGGCCGAGUAGAGGUUAAGAGUGAGGAGCCUCCCAUUGAAACCCCAGAAGUAGCUCUGACGGACCAAGCCAAGAGUGAGGAAGUUGUCAAAAAGGACAACCAAAAACCUUCCAUGGAAUCAGAAGGCGAGAUAUCAGUAUUAUGCCAUGAGUGCGACAUUGGUAUCCUGGAUCCUGUUAACCAGCAAUAUAUAACCAAUUGUGUAACCAGUGCUGAUAACCCUAAAGAGAAAUUAGAAUCCACAACAAAUACUGGUACCCAAAAAGACGAGUCAGUGUACACAACCAACCCUGAUAACUUUGUAGACUGCCUGAACUCUUCAGCUGACCCGAAAUGUCCAUUGGACUUGAAAGAGUCCACUGCUGAGAAUUCAAACAAUGUCAAAGAAGAUGCAAUCAAGGUCUCAGUUGAUGAGACUCAAACAAUCCAAGACACAAAGGCUGAGGGAAUUAACUUUCACAGUCGCAUAUUUCUAAGAACGGCGCUCGAGAAGAGCAUGGUACCUGAAGACCUUAUCGCCAAUGAUGGUGUCAUUACUCACCCAGAGCAUGUUACCGAAAAUGCCAUAAAAUACCUGAAAGUGGAAGGUCAGGAUGAACAAAAUGGGAGCCCAGAUGAGUGUAAAAAUGCACUUGAACAUAAAGACAUUUCCAUAGCAUUACCAGCAAGUGUAGAUAAAUGCAAAAAUGUAUCAGGAGAGAACUGUGGCACAUCGCUCGACAGCAACUGCCCUGCUGCUGAGACCAUAAGACAGCCUGAACAAUUGAUGGAUCUACCUGGUUGUCCAGUCGCUGACGAGCACUUAGAUGACAACAACGAGCCAGUUACACUUGAUGAAGAAAAGGCAUCAAAUGGAGGGAUCUCCACAGAGACCGAGCUGAAUGAUACAGAAACACGACUACAGGACCCUGUAAAAGAAACUCUGGAGACAAUUGACUCUUUUAGGGAACAGGGAUACAUAGAAAGCAAACCAUUCACUAUGGUGGCCGACGCAGAAGAGCAAGACGAUCCCAUUGAGACCAAGCUGGAGGGUAACAAGGUACCUGGACCCAGUGAGCAGGGGAAUGAUGAGGGGGACGAUGAUAUUGAUGAGGGUCAAUCGUUUGACUUUAACGACCUAGAUUCGGUGGUUUCUGCAAAUGUGUUUCCAGUAACAUCCCAAGAGGUCAGCCAGGAGGUAAGAAUGAUGGAAGGCAACAAAAUGGAGGUAGAGCCAGGUAGAGAGAAGGUAAUCAAGGAAGAGGAAGACUGGGACAAGUCAACAGGAAAACCGCAGGGCACAGUAGAGGGAGUUAGCACAAUAGUGGCAAAGCAGCCACUUGAACGGGGGUCAGAUAGUGCACCAGAAUAGCUCCGAAGCCCUGAAGAAAAAGCACAAACCAGAGUUGCAGGCCAGAAUGCCAAUGAAGAACAACUAAUCACUUAUUUGUGUAAUAUACGAACAGAAAGACAUUGCAGAGGGAGUGUGUGUCUGAACAACAAUGUGUAGGUGAGAGGCUGCAGAAUGCAACAGAGGUAGGGGCUUUGCCAGUAGAGGAGGAAAAUCCCGUAUGGGUCAAAGUAGGGUAGAAGAGAGCAUAGUCAAAGCAAUCUAGGUCAGGCUCGAAAAAGGGCAGUAAGAAAGGAAAAGGCAAGGGGAAAGAGGAGGACUGACGAAUGACCUAGUUUUUUAGGUCUGCCCUCAAUAGAAACUACAAAUAUUUAUGAGUUGCAAGAUGACAUGGCGUUAUACCCUGGGUCAUUCUGGACAGAAUGAGCUUAUGUUUAUUGUGAAGCAAAUUUGCCAGGGCACACGCACCUUAAUUCAGUCAUGACUCCUUUCUACGUGCACCAAAGUUUCUCUGAAUUGCCUUGUGAAAGCCUAACACUGUGAAAUUGUAUUUUAUAACUUAGCCUGUGUGAUGGCGGAGAUGAAGUGUUGUGUUCCAAAUGAAACAACUACAAGUGUACUUACUCUAGUUCCUCAACGGCACAGCUAGGAGAACUCCAAAAAGUACCUUUUGUAGUUGAAGACUCGUCUUUGUGUCAAGUGCAUUGGAAAUUGCUUAGGAACCGUGCACACUUUGGAGAGGUGUAUGGCCACUUCAAAUUAUAUUUAUUAGUCACAUACACAUGGUUAACAGAUGUUAAUGCGAGUAACGAAAUGCUUGUGCUUCUAGUUCCGACCAUGCAGUAAUAUCUAACAAUUUCGAAACUCCGAGACAAUGGAUAACACCAGUUAGUCCUCUCACUCAAACCCUUGUCAUUUUUUUAGUCUUAUGUUGCACCUACCCCACAUUCUCCAGGAAUAGUCUAAUGUUACUGAAUUCGUUAACGAAUGCGGCAAAAAGUACAGUAAAUGUAAAAUGCACAUAAAAUCAGUGUAAUGUUAGGAUUCAGUAUUGUCAGUUGUGUACUCACCUUUUGGUCUAAUAAUUGUCCCAUCUCAACUGUUCCUUUUCAAUUGCUACCAUGGUUAUGCAUAUGAUUUCUUCUGUAAGAAACGUUUCAUUUAUCCCUAUCCAUAUAGGACAAUUCCCACGAGUGUAAAGGGUUACAUAAUUAUUAUGUUUUUAGGUGAAAUGCUGUGCAGAAUCAUCUAUAAUUGUCUUGAGAUGUUGUUCUAUAUUAUCUUGAAUAGAUGUUAAUGUGCAUGACAUCCUGUAGAUCAACAUGGGUAAAAUGAAGUUGAGUAGACAAUAUUGCAGCGGAUUAUAUAUUUAUUUUGUUAUUUCUUUAAACUAUGCUUAUGUCCCUGUAUUAUUGUCCUUUAUAUUGUACAAUGCGUUUUCCUAUGUGAAAUGCACCAUUAGUGUUUUCCAGGUGUUUUUUUUUUUUGCUUAAGUGCUUUGGGAAGUUGGUCAUAAAAUGGGAUGGGUAAUCUUACCAUGCAGACUUUUUCCCCAAAUAAGCAGUAACUCAACUGAUUCAACUAAGAAAGCUAGUUGUAGUAGUUGAUAAGUUGAAUCCAUCAGAUGCGUUACUGCUUGCCUGGAACACAUUGGCCCUGGCAGGGUACAUCUCCCAUACUCUCCUAUAAGCACCUAUAUAAUGUAAUAAUAUUGAUUUGAUUUUUUUUUUGAAUGACUUAUUUCUUCUUUUUUCAUCUAUUCAAGGGAUGGUGUUAUGUCAAUGCAUGAUAAAGCAUCUAUAUAUUGUGUAAUUACCACGAGAAACAAAUGCUGUAGCAAUUAAUUGCACAUCAUUUAUUGUAAUACCUUUACUCUUCGCAGCGUCAAAAUGUUACCCAGAACUAAAAAAAUAUAUUUACUAGCUUUGGUGGUAUGGUUAGGAAAAAGCGUUUGAUGAAGAAAAAAACGAACAGAUGCGGUUGUCUCAAGACUCUCAUGCCAUAAAAUAAUUGGCUGAAAAAUCCUCCUUGAUACAAGUCAAUUCCAUGUAGGCUAUGUCAGGUGAAAUCCAAGCCCUGGGCUAUUACUGUAUGUGCAAACUGUAAAAAUGCAUUGUGUUUAGUAUACAGUGCAUUCGGAAAGUAUUCAGACCCCUUUAUUUUUCCCACAUUUUGUUAUGUUACAGCCUUAUUCUAAAAAAGAAUGUCCCCUCAUACAAUACCCCAUAAUGACAAAGCAAAAAUAUAUUUUUCAGAAAUGUUUGCAAAUGUAUUAAAAUAAAAAAUUUAGUAUUCGGACCCUUUAUUCAGUACUUUGUUGAAGUACCUUUGGCAGCGAUUACAGCCUCGAGUCUUCUUGGGUAUGACGCUACAAGCUUAGCACACCUGUAUUUGGGGAGUUUCUCCCAUUCUUCUCUGCAGAUCCUCUCAAGCUCUGUCAGGUUGGAUGGGGGAGCAUUGUGUCAUGGAAAUUCUAAUCAAUAAUGAGGAGAGACCAAUCAGGAUAUUACUUUAUUCAAUACGUAUUAAUAACACAGAUGAAUUAUUGCAAUAAUGAAGCAGGUCGACGACCCACCCGUAGGUUAUUCGUUAAGAGCCCAACGAGCAGAUUUGAUCCACAGCAUUUUAUAGCAAAGUACAUCCUCCUGAAUGUUCAUGACAAACAACAGAUGUAUGGAAUGGGUCACAAGGUUAGGAUCUGUAUGAACGAUACUAAUAAUUUACAGCAGGCAGUAUCUGCUGUAAAGACUGUUCUCAUUGUGUAGAAACCCAUACCCAAGCCAUCUCUCCAUGGUACCUUCCAGUCAAACCGUAGUCAUCUCCCUCACAUGAAUGGAAUAUGGGCUAAGGCAUUGUAAACCUACUGGAAGCAUUUUGCCCCAGCGGCCCAAUUUUAGAAGACCACGCACAGAUGAGUGUUCCAAAAACCCCAUUCUAAUCCAUAAAACAACCAUUUGAAGCAAUAACAGCAUUAUAACAAUCUUGUAAUUUCGCUAUCACAGUCGCUGCACGGCUAUUUUCUGGUCUCUCCAGAGAUGUUCAAGUCCAGGCUCUGGCUGGGUCACUCAAGGACAUUCAGAGACUUGUCCCGAAGCCACUCCUACAUUGUCUUGGCUGUGUGCUUGGGGAUGUUGUCCUGUUGGAUGAUGAACAUUCGCCCCAGUUUGAGGUCCUGAGAGGUCUGGAGCAUGUUCUCAAAGUAUCUCUUUGUACUUUGCUCCGUUCAUCUUUCCCUCGAUCCUGACUAGUCUCCCAGUCUCUGCCGCUGAAAAACAUCCCCACAACCUGAUGCUGCCACCACCAUGCUUAACCGUAUGGAUGGUGCCAGGUUUCCUCCAGACGUGAUGCUUGGCAUUCAGGCCAAAGAGUUCAAUCUUGGUUUCCAGAUAAUCUUGUUUCUCAUGGUCUGAGAGUCUUUACGUGCCUUUUGGCAACUCCAAGCGGGCUGUCAUGUGCCUUUUUUACUGAGGAAUGACUUCCGUCUGGCCACUCCACAGUAAAGGCCUGAUUGGUGGAGUGCUGCAGAGAUGGUUGUCCUUCUGGAAGGUUCUCCCAUCUCCACAGAGGAACUCUGACAAGCUCCAGUCUGCCCAUCGGGUUCUUUGUCACCUCCCUGACCAAGGCCCUUCUCCCCCGAUUGCUCAGUUUGGCCGGGCGGCCAGCUCUAGGAAGGAUCUUGGUGAUUCCAAACUUCUUCCGUUUAAGAAUGAUGGAGACCACGGUGUUCUUGGGAACCUUCAAUGCUGCAGACAUUUUUUGGUACCCUUCCCCAGAUCUGUGCCUUUACACAAUCCUGUUUUGGAGCUCUAUGGACAAUUCCUUCGACCUCAUGGCUUGGUUUUUGCUCUGACAUGCGCUGUCAACUGUGGGACCUUUAUAUAGACAGGUGUUUGCCUUUCCAAAUAAUGUGCAAUCAAUUGAAUUUGCCACAGGUGGACUCCAAACAAGUUGUGGUAACAUUUCACGGAUGAUCAAUCGAAACAGGAUGCACCAGAGCUCAAUCUCGAUUCUCAUAGCGAAGGGUCUGAAUACUUAUGUAAAUAAGGUAUUACUGUUAUUUUUCAUUAAUUUGCAAACAUUUCUAAACCUGUUUUCGCUUUGUCGUUAUGGGGUAUUGUUGGUCGAUUUGAUGAGGGCAACAUUUUUUGAAAUCCAUUUCAGAAUAAGGCUGUAGCAUAACAAAAUGUGGAGAAAGUCGAGGGGUCAGAAACGUUCCGAAGGCACUGUAUGCCAUGUGCUGAAUUCAUAUAAUGAUAUGACUGCUAGACAAGUUGUACACAGUGUAAGAAUAUGAAUCCUUUGUUAAUCUCUGGUCUAAAUGUUUCUUCAUGUGCACUUUUUGUAAGGAAAUACCUUGACCCUUUUCCUUAAUGAAUAAAGUAAGUCAUUACCAGC
Messenger RNA from Oncorhynchus nerka (sockeye salmon), 8441 nucleotides. Its product is annotated as leucine-rich repeat flightless-interacting protein 2-like. The transcript has 10 exons. NCBI's taxonomy places the organism in Eukaryota, Metazoa, Chordata, Actinopteri, Salmoniformes, Salmonidae. The record is from RefSeq and is a predicted model, not a curated record. Gene Ontology annotation, biological process: regulation of transcription by RNA polymerase II. Bases 549 to 4067 code for a protein of 1172 amino acids. Gene Ontology annotation, molecular function: DNA-binding transcription factor activity, RNA polymerase II-specific; RNA polymerase II cis-regulatory region sequence-specific DNA binding.